Molecule: messenger RNA, 1421 nt
Organism: Lineus longissimus
Lineage: Eukaryota; Metazoa; Nemertea; Pilidiophora; Heteronemertea; Lineidae
Product: glycine receptor subunit alpha-2-like
Exons: 9
Coding region: 1-1260 (419 amino acids)
Biological process (GO): nervous system process; chemical synaptic transmission; chloride transmembrane transport
Cellular component (GO): synapse; neuron projection; plasma membrane
Molecular function (GO): GABA-A receptor activity; chloride channel activity; transmitter-gated monoatomic ion channel activity involved in regulation of postsynaptic membrane potential
Source: RefSeq, a predicted model, not a curated record
AUGUUGCUGUGGAUUGUGACCUGUCUGUUUCUACUGAUACGGCCAAGCAUCGCCGCUGACAACGACACCAUUCAGACACUUCUUGAUGAGAUGCUCACCAACUAUGAUAAGAGAAUACGACCAGGUCAAGAUGCAGGACAAGCAACGAAAGUUACGUUCGAUAUGUUCAUUAGUGAGUUCAGUUCGGUGAAUGAAAAUUCGAUGGACUACAGCAUAAAUCUGUACUUCCGACAGCGCUGGGUUGACCCCCGGCUCGCCUACGAUGACAUCUCCACACCCAUAACCCUGGGAUAUGCUAGAGUCAAUGAAAUCUGGGUACCUGAUACCUUCUUUGUGAAUGAAAAGAGGUCGAUUCGUCACGAGGUGACAGUACCUAAUGUAUUACUCAGGGUCCACCCGGAUGGCAGUCUGCUCUACAGUCAAAGGAUCUCGCUGACCCUAUCCUGUCCAAUGUUCCUGGUCCGUUAUCCAAUGGACAUGCAGCAAUGCCCCAUGAAACUGGAAUCAUAUGGAUAUACCACAAAGGAAGUGAUGUUUGACUGGACCAGUAAAACACCGGUAGUUGUGAACGAAGAAGUGGAACUACCUGAAUUUGAAAUCGGCAGGAAAAUCAUUGACCUUUCAAAUUGUACUGUCAGUUAUAAUACUGGGUCUUACAGCUGCCUUCAAGUCAAGUUCAAGCUAACCAGACUGUUCGGUUUCUACAUCACUGGAACCUACAUCCCUAGUAUCCUUAUAGUCCUCCUCUCGUUCAUAUCGUUCUUCGUGGAUGUGAGGGCCACGCCAGCCAGGAUCUCCCUCGGAUUGUUGACCGUCCUUUCCAUCACUACAAUGAACUCGAGCGUCUCCAGUUCCAUGGCAAAAGUUGCAUACUCCAAAGCUAUUGAUCUCUGGAUGGCUGUGUGUCUGUGCUUCGUUUUUCUCGCCCUGUUGGAGUUUGCCAUUGCCAAUCAACUUGCUAGACGUGAGGACAAGGAGGAGUCAGCGAAAAAGGAGAAGGCCCAGGCGAAGUUCAUGAAAGUUGCUAUGGUAGUACGGAACCGAAACCGUUCUCGAAAUCGAAUCCAUGCUGAAGAUAACAAAAACGGAACCGAUCCCAUGGAUUCAGACGACCCACAAACGUCCGAGCCCGAAGACUUGACCCCAGCUAAACAGCGAUAUUGGACCUCGUCAAGAAUUGAAAAAAUUUCAAAAUGGGCCUUCCCGAGUGCUUUUGGAAUUUUCAACAUGAUAUACUGGGUGAUAUACCUUGCUUUUUAAAAUGAUUUGUAUAGUACCAGAUCAAGUUUUUAUAUGUACUGGAGUGUGAGGUUAUAUAAGUGAUGUUUUAGAAUAAGCACUUGUGGUAUUUUCUGUUAGUGGAUGUCCUAAAUUCCUUCGUUUCCGAUAUGAUUUUUGUUUCAAUAAACUUUAGUGUGAUA